UUUUACAUCCAAUAGGUGGCGACACUGAGUAUCACAACAGUUUAUCAUCCCACGAGGAAGAAGUCAGACGACGAAGAAGAAGAAACUCGCCGUUGGUAGCUUUUUGGCUAGCACCGAUGUUGUAAUUAGGACCUACUUUGAAAGUGAAGAUGAACAAAUUAUCCAAACUUGAGGAUUUUGACUCCUAUGAAAUUGAAGAGCCGAGCGACGAGGAAAGAGCAAUCAGCAGUUCGGAGGACGAGCUGGACGUGUUACUGAACGGGACUCCGGAGCAGAAGAAGAAGCUGAUCAGAGAGUAUCUGACCGGAGAGAGCGAGUCCUCCAGCGGGGAUGAGUUCGAGAAAGAGAUGGAGGCUGAGCUCAGCUCCACCAUCAAGACCAUGGAAGGCACUUGGGGACAGCCAAACACGUCAGCAGGAAGUGGAGACGGCAGCUCAGUACACACAAGCCCUCCAAUGUAUGACAAGAUUUACUUUGACUCUGACUCAGAAGAAGAAGACAACCAGCCAAGUAGCUCCAGUGGGCAGAGGCGUGCGCAGCGGGUCAUCCCGACCAACGAUGAGCUGCUGUACGACCCCGAUGAGGACGAGAGGGACCAGGCCUGGGUGGAUGCCAGGCGGAGACAGUAUUACAGGAAACGACCGUCAACGUCCUCGCAGUCACGACGCUCCCAGCCCAAAAGUUUAGCAAACAGCGACGCAGUCCUGAACUGUCCUGCCUGCAUGACCACGCUGUGUCUGGACUGUCAGAGACACGAAAAGUAUCGCACGCAGUACCGCGCCAUGUUUGUUAUGAACUGCACGGUGAAGAAGGACGAGGUGCUGCGCUACCAAAGUCAGAAAGAGGGGAAGCCGCGCAACAGGAAGCGCAGGAAGGGAGCGGCGCAGGAUGAGACAUUGGAGCCCACUCCAGCGGGGAUGGAUGCUGAUGAGGUGUACCACCCUGUGCAGUGUUCAGAGUGUUCGACUGAGGUGGCCGUGUUUGACAAGGACGAGGUUUACCACUUCUUCAACAUCCUGUCAAGCCACUGCUGACAUCCGCUCAGACGGAAAGAUCCGACUGCACUGAGGUUGCCAUGAAAGGAGACAAAUUGUCAUCAUGGAUCAUGAUUUUACAGUGAAACCUCUGCUAUUUUUCAGCUUAAAAACCUUUUUUCAUGUUUUUUUUUAUUUUUAUUUUUUAAUCUCAGAACAUCUUUUGAAGGGAGCUUUUAAGGAUGAUGGCAAGGCAGCGGAGCGCCACCAAAUGAACUCUAAGAUUGAGACACUUAAGUGUCACUAUGUAACAUAAAGGCUUUUGUAAAAAAAAAAAAAGUUUUACUGUUUUAUUCUGUACUUUAUGUCAAAUAAACCAUGACAUUAGUGGUAAUGA
This is a messenger RNA of Doryrhamphus excisus (bluestripe pipefish), 1371 nucleotides long. It is a transcript of the gene eapp, whose product is annotated as e2f-associated phosphoprotein. Gene Ontology annotation, cellular component: nucleus. The record is from RefSeq and is a predicted model, not a curated record. Lineage: Eukaryota; Metazoa; Chordata; Actinopteri; Syngnathiformes; Syngnathidae.